CCUUUAUUCUUGCAGUCAUGUGAACUGACUCUUCGGAGCGUCUGCAUUCUCGAUUCUAAAGUCCGUUUUAUAACACGCGCUGGGUUUAGGGCACACGUUAAACGUAUUCAAACCUCAAACUAAAAAUUGAAGUGAAUUAUCGGAUACACCUGUUCACUCGAUUUGUCGACGCUGCUUUUCCAAUUUUCGGAAACUUUUCUCGUAAAUCGUGUCACUUGCAGACGCAUUCUAACGGAAACGGAGCGGCUCGCGGAGAUCGCCAAUUACUUGCUGGCUUGCUGCGCUUUCAAAGCGGAAAGGAGAGAAUAUAUCGGAUAUUCCGUGGAGCGGGUAUAGCGACAGCGAAGAGGAGUCGACAUCCCUCUUUAUAUUUAUUCUUCCGUUUUCUCCCUUUCUUCAUCACGUCGGAUACUGUUGAAUGCUUUCUGACGUCUAAUAUCUGAUUUGAUAUCUUCUCCGUUUUGCAGGUGUGUCAGUUUUAAUUCUGCCCAGUAGGUGGGACUUGAUGCCCGGAGCAUCGGACUUCUUUUUUUUUCCCCUUUUUAAUGCUAUACUUGUAAGUCUCAGAGCUGUGUGCGAACAACCUGGAAUUCAGCAGCUAAGGGCAGCAGAAGAGACAUGUAUGCCAUGCAGGCUAGAGAAGCAGACACAUCGGGUGUACUGAUUUUUCAGCCCCGUCGUCUCUAACGGAGUAUUUUUGUUCUAUUUUUUCAAUUCUUCCUUUUUUUUCUGGAUUGUCGGGAAUCGGGGAUCUCGACACUCAUAACAUACACGCUACACAUAAAAAAUCGGGAGCACGCACAUACACACAUCAUCACACGCAUACAUACAUACAUACAUACACACACACACACACACACACACACACACAUACGCACCCGCGCGCGCACACACAUACCCACUGUGCCACCAACCCUGCCGGAUCAUUCAACAUGGAUCUAUCGUUCUGUCCACCCCGAAUUUUCUGGUGGAGGAUUUUGUUUCUACUCAGCCUUUUCCAGGACUAUCUGAGCUCAAUGCUGGACUGUCCGCCAACCUGCAGCUGUUCCCUUACUGAGAUACAUUGCAAUAAGUCGGACAACGGGAAAUUCUUCCCUCUGCUUGAGGUUCAAGACACGGGAAACAAUGGCAACAACAGCACCAAUAUCCCUGACCUGUUCAAGAACAUCACUUCGAUACACAUUGAGAACUGGAGAGGCCUGCAGACACUCAAUGCCGUGGAUAUGGAACUCUACACUGGCCUACAGAGACUCACCAUUAUGAACUCAGGUCUUCGCAUCAUCCUUCCACGAGCCUUCGCCAAGAAUCCCCACCUUCGUUACAUAAAUUUUUCCAGAAACCCUCUGACCACCUUGUCAUGGCAGCUUUUUCAGACAUUGCAACUCUCAGAACUGAGGUUGGACAACGUCAUGUUCAACUGUAGCUGUGAAAUUCGCUGGAUUCAACUGUGGCAACAAAGAGGAGAGGCAGGAUUGGACACCCAAACACUCUUUUGCAAAAAUGGGGAAUCUGAGGUGAUUCCACUUCAAGAAAUGAACAUCUCUCACUGUGAUCUUCCAGAGAUCAGUGUUAGUCACAGUAACCUCACCGUGAUAGAAGGGGAGAACGUUGUGGUCACCUGUAAUGGGACAGGGGCUCCUCUACCUGAUGUCGACUGGAUUGUCACAGGCCUGCAUUCCAUCAAUACUCACCAGAGCAAUGUGAACUGGCCCAAUGUUCACUCCAUCAAUCUGACCUUAGUCAACGUCAGUGGGGAUGACAACAACUUCUUGUUGACCUGCAUUGCAGAGAAUCUGGUGGGAAUGGCGAAUGCCUCUGUUCAGCUCUCUGUCCACUUUCCCCCACGUAUCCUGAAGCUAAUGGAUCCAGAAAGACAUCACUUCACCUGCGUGCCAUUCAUUGUGCGCAGUAAUCCACCUCCGACUCUUCGCUGGCUUCAUAAUGGCGUGGAAAUCCAGGAAAAUUCUUACAUUUACACAGAUGCAGAAAGUUACCUGGACUACAAAGAAGGCUGCCUCCUUAUCAAUAACCCGACUCAUUAUAACAAUGGAAACUAUACCCUAGAAGCAGAAAAUGAGCUGGGCCUUGCUUCAGAGACUAUCGUUGCACACUUUCUUCCCACUCCAGACGACACCUCGCCUCCAACACCUUCUGCAGGCAUAACAGACAAGCCAGAAGAGGAUACUUUUGGGGUGUCAAUUGCAGUUGGCCUUGCCGGAUUUGCAUGUGUUCUCCUUGUGGUUCUUUUUGUCCUCAUUAACAAGUACGGCCGUCGCUCAAAGUUUGGAAUGAAAGGACCUGUGGCAGUAAUCAGUGGGGAGGAAGACUCUGCAAGCCCUCUUCAUCAUGUCAAUCAUGGCAUUAUCACACCUUGCACAAUGGAUGCCGGCCCCGAUGCUGUGGUCAUUGGAAUGACCCGGAUUCCUGUUAUUGAGAACCCGCAAUAUUUCCGGCAUGGGCACAACUGCAACAAGCCAUCCACAUUUUUGGAUGUGCAGCACAUAAAGAGGAGAGACAUUGUGCUGAAAAGGGAACUUGGAGAGGGAGCCUUUGGCAAGGUCUUUCUGGCAGAGUGCUACAAUUUGAGCCCCACUAAAGACAAGAUGCUGGUGGCCGUCAAGACUCUUAAAGACCCGACAAUCUCGGCUCGGAAGGAUUUCCAGCGUGAGGCGGAGCUCCUGACAAACCUGCAACACGAACACAUAGUCAAGUUCUAUGGCGUCUGUGUGGAUGGUGACCCAUUAAUUAUGGUCUUUGAAUAUAUGAAACAUGGAGACCUCAACAAAUUCCUCAGAGCUCAUGGCCCAGAUGCAAUGAUUCUGGUUGAUGGCCAACCUCGCCAGGCCAAAGGAGAGCUGGGACUGUCUCAGAUGCUGCACAUCGCCACACAGAUUGCCUCUGGUAUGGUAUAUCUAGCAUCACAACAUUUUGUCCAUCGUGACCUGGCCACACGAAACUGUCUAGUGGGCAAUAACCUACUGGUCAAGAUUGGGGACUUUGGUAUGUCACGAGACAUCUACAGCACGGACUAUUACAGGGUAGGAGGUCAUACGAUGCUCCCAAUUCGUUGGAUGCCUCCUGAAAGUAUAAUGUAUCGCAAGUUUACCACAGAGAGUGACGUGUGGAGCUUUGGAGUCAUCCUUUGGGAAAUUUUCACCUAUGGCAAACAACCAUUUUUCCAGUUGGCCAAUAAUGAGGUCAUAGAAUGUAUCACACAAGGUCGUGUCCUGGAAAGACCCAGAAGUUGCCCCAAGGAGGUCUAUGAUAUUAUGUUGGGUUGCUGGCAAAGAGAGCCUCAACAGCGGUUAACCAUCAAAGACAUCCAGAAGAUUCUAUAUGCUUUGGGAAAGGCUGCACCAGUUUAUCUGGACAUUCUGGGCUAGUCAUGUAUCGACCUGUCCACCUGUGUCUCCAGGACAAACAUAAUCCAGGAAUUAACAACAAUAUGUACCUUACUGCUCCACAGCAAAACACCUGCAUAUUGGGGACAGACUUAAGUGCCUGCUACACCUUUCGAUAAACUGGAUAACAAUCUUUACAAAAAAGGGAAAAAGCACUAUUGGCUUUUGUUUACCUGCACAUAAAAUUGUACCAAACUCUACUGUAUAAAGAGGAAUUUUCCCAUAAAAAUGGCCGCCUGUAAAAGAAGAGAACCUAUUCGAUUUGCUCAUUUUGUUAUCCAGACAACAAAAUGGAAAUUUAAGCUACCCAGCUAUAUAUAUUUUUGUUCAUAUUGGGUGGGAGGGAGGGGUGCAAAGGGUUUAAAUAAUAGUAUUUUUGUGUGGCUUUUUUCCCCCCGUCAAAUAUGGGUGCCUGUCAAUGGUUGCUAGCUUUGGAGAGAUGACCGCUUCCUGUUGGCACCUAUUUUACCAAGUGGGGACUUCCUGUGCAAGCCCUGCUGCCUUUUGAUUGGCUGGAUCCAUUUUUUUUUCAUGAAGAUGGCUUUAAAAAUUUCUCUUUUUUAAAGCAAAAACCAGUAGUAAGGAAGGAGCCACCAGUUAAUAGAAACAGACUUAAUUUAAUAAUUGUAUGUACAUAAUGUAAAUUUGUAUUAGUGUCACAAGAUUAUGUUAACUUAUUUCCUGUAUAUGGACCAGUUUUUAUUUUCAAGUUUAGGACUAUUUUGUUUUUCUUUUUUUUUUUUUUCUUUCUUUUAUUUUUUCAGUGCAGUUUUGGUGGAUUAUUUUUAUGACUAUUUCAAUUCUUCUUCAGUGUUUUUGCCAGAAUUGGAGAAAAUACAUUUUUUAGUUGGAGCACUUAACUUUCUGCCACUCUGUUCCAUUUCACGUAUGCAGCAUAAUCAAAAUUUAACAUUUUGGAAUGGCAAGUCGGAAACUGAAAGUGUAAAAGAGGGUGACAGAAGAAACAAAGAAAUGUACACUCAAGAAAAGGAGGAACAGAAGAUUGUUUAUAAUUGGCAAAAUACUGAAAUGUUUUUAAUUUUUUUACUAUAUUAUUUAUAAUUUUAAAGAUCUGUGUCAAGCGGGUAUGCAGUGUACAUUCAAUUUCAAUGCAUACUGACUGAGCAAAUGGAAUGUCCUACAGUGAUCUGUACAAAAAUCCUAUCCCAGUCAUAUAUUUUAUCCUUUUUCAAGAAACGUGUGAAGAA
This is a messenger RNA of Erpetoichthys calabaricus (reedfish), 4609 nucleotides long. It is a transcript of the gene ntrk3a, whose product is annotated as neurotrophic tyrosine kinase, receptor, type 3a. The record is from RefSeq and is a predicted model, not a curated record. Gene Ontology annotation, biological process: cellular response to nerve growth factor stimulus; positive regulation of kinase activity; protein phosphorylation. Gene Ontology annotation, molecular function: neurotrophin receptor activity; neurotrophin binding; transmembrane receptor protein tyrosine kinase activity. The coding region runs from base 933 to 3383 and encodes 816 amino acids. Gene Ontology annotation, cellular component: signaling receptor complex; plasma membrane; axon. NCBI's taxonomy places the organism in Eukaryota, Metazoa, Chordata, Cladistia, Polypteriformes, Polypteridae. The transcript is spliced from 16 exons.